AUGCCGGCCGACUACGUAGGCCUAGAGGUGGCCAACAACCGGGAUGACGGGCCCGAAUACUAUGUCCCGUAUCAAGACAACAUCAAAAACCCGUCGUCAUACAACGCUCAGCCGCAGCAUUUUCAGGAACAGCAACAGCCAGCAUAUGCAGGAGCUUACGGCGGUUCUCCACCCGCAGGAAAUCAAGAGAAACGAAUUUGUGGUGUUCGAACGACGACGUUCUGGGUGGCACUCGUCGCAGCAGUCUUCUUCCUGGGUACGAUAGGCGCGUCAGCCGCCGCUGGAACGAUAGCCCAGCAAUACGCGGGAUACGUCCAGGUCUGCGAAACUAAACUGGAACAAUCAACACAAGGCUCCGGCUCAGCAGCAGUGUCUGGAGUAGCCGCAUCAUCAGCGACCUCAGGAACCUCGAGCACCACAACAACAACAACAACUUCUUCAUCAGCAUCAGCAUCCGCAUCAACAUUCAACUCAAUCCCUCUCCCGAAACAGGCGUCAUCAAUUCCAGGUGAAGCAACAACCAACUGCCCGAAUCUGGCGUCAGAUAACAAGACAUACACUCCCCCAGGUAGCAACCUUCGCUUCGUCCGCGAAUGCGGCAACAACUACCCACAAAAUGACCUCGGUUAUAUUCCGAUGACUACGAUGGAAGACUGCCUCAACCUGUGCGCUGCUUUGAGCGUUACGACACAGAGUAGCAAGGGGAAGUGUAUCGGUGUUGCGUGGGUCACGGCGGGAAAGCAGGGAACGGGAGAGAACUAUUGCUGGCUUAAGAACGCAAAGGGCGCGGCAGACCCGAAAGACAAUAUCGAAGCCGCAUGGUUAGAUAUGUCUUGA
Messenger RNA from Colletotrichum truncatum, 837 nucleotides. RefSeq lists its product as uncharacterized. The record is from RefSeq and is a predicted model, not a curated record. NCBI's taxonomy places the organism in Eukaryota, Fungi, Ascomycota, Sordariomycetes, Glomerellales, Glomerellaceae.